Molecule: messenger RNA, 1158 nt
Organism: Pteronotus mesoamericanus
Lineage: Eukaryota; Metazoa; Chordata; Mammalia; Chiroptera; Mormoopidae
Gene: CDCA8
Product: cell division cycle associated 8
Exons: 11
Coding region: 83-925 (280 amino acids)
Biological process (GO): mitotic sister chromatid segregation
Cellular component (GO): chromosome passenger complex; chromosome, centromeric region; spindle midzone
Source: RefSeq, a predicted model, not a curated record
CGCUGAGCCGCUCCCUUACAGCUACGGCGGAGAGGUGUUUUUCAGCCCUUGAUUUGGGACCCUCAGCCUCCACCGAAGCGCCAUGGCUCCGGCUAGGAAGGGCAGCAGUGGGGUGACCAAGGCCAACUCGUUACGGAGCCGGAAGCUCGCCUCCUUUCUUAAGGACUUCGAUCGUGAAGUGCAAAUACGAUGCAAGCAAAUUCAGUCGGACAGGUUGAACCUCCUCAAGGAGCUAGACAACAUGUACAGCAUCGAAAUCCUGCGGCUCCCCAAGGCUCUGCGCGAGAUGAACUGGCUCGACUACUUCGCCCUUGGAGGAAGCAAGCAGGCCCUGGAAGAAGCAGCAACGGCGGACCUGGAUAUCAGAGAAAUAAACAAACUAACAGCAGAAGCUAUUCAGACACCCCUGAAAUCUGCCAGAACACGAAAGGCAAUACAAGUGGAUGAAAUGAUAGAGGAAGAAGAAGAAGAAGAAAAAAAAAAUAAGAAACUUCAAACUGCCAAAGUCAAAAGGUGUCCUCCCUCCAGGAAGAGAACCCAGUCCAUACAAGGAAAAGGCAAAAGCAAAAGGUCCAGCAACUGUAACACUGUUACCCCAGCUGUGGGCCGGAUGGAGCUGUCUCUGGUGAAACCAACUCCAGGCCUGACACCCAGAUUUGACUCAAGGGUCUUCAAGACCCCAGGCCUGCGCACUCCAGCAGCCAGAGAGCGGAUUUACAACGUCUCAGUGAACGGCAGCCCUCUUGCCGACAGCAAAGAGGUUUUCCUCACUGUGCCAGUGGGCAGCGGAGAGAGCAUGCGAUUAUUGGCCAGUGACUUGAAGAGGGUCGAUAUUGCCCAACUGGACCCAGAGGCCCUGGGAAACAUAAAGCAGCUGUCCAACCGUCUGGCCCAAAUCUGCAGCAGCAUACAGACUCACAAAUGAGGCUGCUGUCCCAGGAAGCCCGACUUGACAGGAUGGAUCUUCAGGGGGUGCUUCUUCCCUUCAGGCUUACGGUCUAUUUGGUGUGAAGUUCCAGAGCAAGGAGUGGCGCUCCUCUUGGAGGACUCGGGAAGUGGGGGGACACUGUUCCUGCAUCAGUUUUGCCGUUCACACCUCCCAACCCAGGUGACAAAGACACUUUCUGCUGCAGCUAUGCAAUCGGAACUUCCUGUUGU